Cucurbita maxima (winter squash) is the source of this 762-nucleotide messenger RNA. RefSeq lists its product as uncharacterized. The coding region runs from base 1 to 762 and encodes 253 amino acids. The transcript has 2 exons. Gene Ontology annotation, molecular function: zinc ion binding; nucleic acid binding. The record is from RefSeq and is a predicted model, not a curated record. NCBI's taxonomy places the organism in Eukaryota, Viridiplantae, Streptophyta, Magnoliopsida, Cucurbitales, Cucurbitaceae.
AUGGCCAAGAUAGAGGAAAAAUUGGACAGGAUACUAAAUCCUGUCAUAACACCUCAAGAUUCAUCUGUCAAUGUCGUUAACAAUGACGACGAAGUCCAGGAAUUCGUAGACGAGAUUGUAAAUGAGGAGGGAUCCGUCGAAAUACUCAUGAACUUGAAAUGCCCUACUUUAGGCGCUUUUAGGUGGUACAAAGACAUGUAUUUCAACAAAGUUCUCAUUAGAACAAACAGUUCAUUGGAAUUCUGGAAAGAGAAUUUUGUCAAUGGACUACCAAAAUACUUCUCAAGGAGGAUCAAAGACGGUCUUAAGACAAAGUAUAAUGGAACCAUUCCGUGGCAAACUUUUUCAUAUGAAUCCAUAGUAUCCUUCAUCAUAGAAGGACUCAGACUUUGUAAUGAGUCAAAGAUUCAAAACAAGCUUAGUUCUUCGAUAUCAGACAAAAAAGAGCUUGGACGAUUUUGCGACCAAUAUGGAUGCAAGGGGAUAAAAGCUCCCUCAACCUCCAGAAGAAAGAAGGUUAAAACGUAUCAAAAGCCUUAUAAUUCAUACAGGCCUAGAGAAAAGUAUCGGAGUAAACCCAUGCAAUCUCAAAAGCCAACGUAUUCAAAGAAGAGGUAUACUCCUACAAAAACCCAUAGAGGAAAGAAAAGGCAAGCUUGCUUCAAAUGUCGAGAAGAAGGACACUAUGCUAAUAAAUGUCCGAUCAAAGGAAAGAUCAAUGAGUUGGAUAUUGAUCAAGAGCUGAAGGAUCAGCUACUAUGA